Molecule: messenger RNA, 1632 nt
Organism: Dichotomopilus funicola
Lineage: Eukaryota; Fungi; Ascomycota; Sordariomycetes; Sordariales; Chaetomiaceae
Product: PWWP domain-containing protein 2
Exons: 6
Coding region: 1-1632 (543 amino acids)
Biological process (GO): anterograde axonal transport
Cellular component (GO): mitochondrion
Source: RefSeq, a predicted model, not a curated record
AUGUCCGGCGAGAACGGUCACACCACACCCGCGGCCGAGGGCGCGCCGUCUGCCCCGGCCGAGUCCAAGCCGGACACCAUCACAAAGCCUACCGCUGCCGACGCGGGGAAGGAAGCGCCUUCUGCGGCUGAGUCCGGCAAGCCUGCUGCUGAAGACUCCGCCGAGAAAUCCGACGUUGAGAUGACCGACGCACCCGCCGCAGCCGAGGCUACUGAGCCUGCGAAGGCCGACCAGACCGAUGCUGCCGAUGCCACAGCCGCUACACCGACCGCCGCCGACAAGGCCAACAAGGCCCGGCGCAAGUCAAUUGGAAGCACCCCCGCGAAGGGCAAGAAGCUGAACAAGAAGGCGUCGAAGCCGCGCCUGUUGCACCUCGAUGCGCGGCCUGGCGACCACUUCUUCGUCAAGCUCAAGGGCUUCCCGCAGUGGCCCGUCAUCAUCUGCGACGAGGACAUGCUGCCUGCCUCGCUGCUCAAGACCCGCCCCGUCACGGCCAAGCGCGCCGACGGUACCUACCGCGAGGACUAUGCCGACGGUGGCAAGAACGCGGCCGACCGGACGUUUCCCAUCAUGUACCUGCAGACCAACGAAUUUGGCUGGAUCUCAAAUACCCUCCUCACCGACCUGGACCCCACGACCAUCCUCCAGGACGUCAAAGUCGACAAGAUGAAGGGCGCCCUCAAGGGGGCUCACCAACUCGCGUCCGAGAACCACCCGCUGUCAUACUACAAGGAGGUGCUGCAGAACUACCAGGAGGAGCUCAUUGAGCAGGAGAAGGCCAAGGCUGCUAAGGCCGCGACACCAAAGGGCAAGAAGGCCAAGGCGGCUAGCGCGGACGAGGAUGAAGACGUCGAGAUGGAGGACGCGCCCGAUGUGACCGAGACACCGGCCAAGGGCAAGAAGGCGAAGAAGAGGAAGGCCGAGGACAGUGCCGAGACUCCCCAACGCACAGAGUCGGCCAAGAAACCCAAGAUCAAGCUGACCACGAGCGCGACACCAAAGGCCAACGGCGCCGCGGCCACACCCAAGGCGACCAAGGGCGAGGGUAAGAGCACCAAGACUAAGUCGAAGAAGAAGGACGCCGAGGAGGCGGUUGAGGUGGCUGCCAAGGAGCCGGAGCUCUCCGCGGAGGAGAAGCACGUUAGGAAAUCCAAGGAGGUCCUGUUCCUCCGGCACAAGAUCCAAAAAGGCCUCCUGACGCGCGACCAGGAGCCUAAGGAGGAGGAGAUGAAGCUCAUGUCGGAUUACAUCACCAAGCUCGAGGCCUUCCCGGACCUCGAAGUCAGCAUCAUCCGCGCGACCAAGAUCAACAAGGUGCUCAAGGCCAUCCUCAAGCUAGACAACAUCCCGAAGGAGGAUGAGUUCAAAUUCAAGCCGCGCUCCCAGGUCCUCCUCGACAAGUGGAACAAGCUGCUCGCCGUUGACGGGACCCCGGCACCCGCGGGGGAGACCAACGGCACCGGCAAGGCGAAGGCCAACGGUGUCAAGGAGAAGAGCGAGCCGGCGGAGUCGGGCGAAGAAGGGAAGGAGGAUAAGGAGAAGAAGGCGGCGAAGGAAAAGAAUGAGGAGAAGGCGGAGACGGAGAAGCCUGCUGAGGAAAAGACCGCCGAGACCGUCGAGGCGACAGCGUAG